Molecule: messenger RNA, 6608 nt
Organism: Alligator sinensis (Chinese alligator)
Lineage: Eukaryota; Metazoa; Chordata; Crocodylia; Alligatoridae
Gene: CXADR
Product: CXADR, Ig-like cell adhesion molecule
Exons: 7
Coding region: 114-1220 (368 amino acids)
Biological process (GO): homotypic cell-cell adhesion
Cellular component (GO): bicellular tight junction; intercalated disc; basolateral plasma membrane
Molecular function (GO): cell adhesion molecule binding
Source: RefSeq, a predicted model, not a curated record
AAAUUCUUGUAGUUCUAGAUAAUGUUAGGCUAAGAAACCACACGCAGCUGAAUACAGUACUUUAACAAAACAUUUAAUUUUGCACAGAUUUUCCUUGAGAGAGAGGACUGGGAAUGAGAGAUGGAUUUUACUCUUGGUUCUGCUGCAGUCCUGGUGUAACAGAUAGCUUAAAAAUAACUCCAACUGACCAGCCUAUGAUUGAAAAAGCUCAAGGAGAGAAAGUUACGUUGCCAUGUAUGUUCACACUCUCACAAGAAGAUGAAGGCCCAUUAGAUAUCGAAUGGGUUUUAAUACCAAUAGAUAAUCAAAAGAAUGAACAAACUAUAAUUAUGUAUACUGUAGAUAGGGUCUAUAGUAAUUACUAUGAAGGCAUGCAUGGACGAAUGCAGUUUUCCAAUCCUGAUCCAAAAUCUGGUGAUGCCUCCUUAGAGAUUCUAAAUCUAAAGUCAACAGACACUGGCACAUACCAGUGUAAAGUGAAGAAGGCUCCUGGAGUUCAGAGCCAAAAAAUACAAUUGACUGUGCUUGUAAAGCCAGCAAGAACUAAAUGCUACGUUGAAGGAUCACAGGAAAUUGGAAGUGACCUGACCCUAAAAUGUGCAGCACAGGAAGGCUCCCCUCUCUUGUCCUACAGCUGGAGAAAACUUACUGGCACUGGCACAGAACAACUUCCGGCUACAUCUUUACUGAAUAAAAACACAGGAGAACUGUCUGUGAAAAAUGCCUCUCAGGAUAACUCUGGUACAUACAGUUGCAUUGUUUCCAACAGAGUCGGCACAGACGAAUGUUUUCUUGUGCUGAAUGUUACCCCUCCUGUAAAUGUAGGUGGCAUAAUUGCUGGAGCGAUUAUAGGAACAUUGCUGGGGCUCUGCUUACUGGCUUUUCUCAUAUCCUAUGCCUGUAAGAAGCACAGAGAGAAGAAAUAUGAAAAAGAAGUGCAUCAUGAUAUUAGAGAGGAUGUUCCCCCUCCAAAGAGUCGGACUUCAACAGCCCGCAGCUAUGUAGGCAGCAAUCGUUCUUCUCUGGGUUCAAUGUCUCCUUCCAAUAUGGAUGGAUAUACCAAGACUCCAUAUAGCCAAGUUCCAAGUGAAGACUUUGAACGUACCCCUGAACAAAAUCCAAACUUUGCAUCACCAAAGGUAGCUGCACCUAAUCUUAGUAGAAUGGGAGCGGUCCCUGUGAUGAUUCCAGCACAAAGUAAAGAUGGCUCCAUCGUAUAGAAUAGGGUUAAGUUUUAGUCCUUUUUUUAUUCAUUAUAAGUAUUAACGAAACCUAUCUUGUUCUACUUACAUUUAAAAUGCACAAAAUUUUCCAGGUAGAAAAUGAGCAAGCUAAUUUGAAUCUUCCUUUUUAAUUUCAAGCAUAGUCACAAACCUUCCUUUUAAAUUUCAAACAUAAAGGGUUUGUCUACACAUGCAUUUAUGCUGGCUUAAAUUCCUGCACAGUAAGCAGGAAUAGGCUGGCGUCAACACGUGCAGUCGUUAAAACACAUUAACGCUGUGUGUGGACUGAUAGGACUAAAGUUUUAGUCCGGAGUCAGUCCAUACACACAGCAUUAUUGCACGGUAAGGUGUCUACACAUGACUUACUGCACAGUAACUAAUAGGGCAUAAAUUUGAUACCUUUGUCAUGCAGGUAUCAAAUUUAUGCUCAAGUCAGUGUAAGUCGCCAUAUUUACUGUGCAGUAUGGGCCUGCAUGUGUAGAUGCGUGCUCGUACUACAUGGUAAUUUUGGUUACUGUGAAGUAAAUGCACACAUGUAGAUGCGCCCACAGUAUAUUAACAAAGCAUUGAUGUUCCCAGCUAGAUACCAGCACUGACCAUAAUUAAAUUUGUUAGGGUGCUGAAAAAAUAUUGUUAGGCUAAUGUGUGAUUCUGAGUAGAAAACAAAAUGCAGUGCUUUUUUUUUUUUUUUUUUUUUUUACAAGUGAUAAGACAUUCCAGCUGUACAGCAGAGGUUUGUUAUCAAUCUAGAGACUUUACUCUGUUUGGAGUGACUGAAAUGUUUUAACUCGUUUGGGCCACUCUUCUAUGAAAUCCACAAUAACUGAAAUAUGAAAUAAAUAUUUUACAAAAAGUGUGAAAAUCUUUUAACUUGAUUUGGAGCAUUUUCUGAAGUGCUGAAACUUAAUUCAGGGGCAAACAGUUGCAAUGAACUGAAGCAAUAAACUGAUAAACUUGACUUCAUUAGUUCCAACAAGUAAAAUUUAUAACAGACCUAGCAUGAUUUUUGAGAUCCUACGUUUAGUAAAGGAACAAGAACUUAUAGUCAUGCCAAGAAACUUAAACCUCAUUCACGUUUGCUGCCAUUAAAAAAGGCACUAUAAAUGUGUUACUCACAGAACCUAAUCUUUCAAAACUUCAGGUCAGCUGUUCCUGUCCCUUAAGCCAGAGUAUCAAGGUAUAUCCCACAGGCCAGAUCUGUGUGAAGCUGCUCUAUCCUGCCUGGUUACCAGCAGGCCACUGGAAGUGGGGGAGGCAUAGCCUGUCACAGGAUCCAGGGCUCUUAGGCUCCAGUGGAUGUGGUGAUCAGUGGCAGGAGGGAUGAUACAGCCCUAGUCACCCUUCAGCUGCUUUGUCUGUCGCCAGUGCCACGGCUGCACUUGCUCGUCCACUAGCCCCAUGCUGGACCUGCUGUAUACCCUGUGCUGGAGCUGGAGCUGCCACCACAGCACAGAACACAUGGCUCCAACCUGGAAUGGUGCCAGUGGUGGCAGCUCUGGCAUGGGGUGUGGUGCAUGUGGCCAGAGCUAGAGCUGCGUCCUGUGCCCCAUACUGGAGAGAUGCCACUGUCAUGUGGCAUUGGGUAGGAAUGAGCUGCUAUCGUAUACCGAAGGCUAAGUCUAGCCUGCAAAGAGCCUGCAAAGAGCACAGUGGGCUAGAUCCAUUCCAGGGCACAAGGUGAGGUUGGCACUCCUGCCUUAAGGAAUGGACACAGGUCUAUUUACAUCAGUUCUCAACCUGCAGCCCAGUUAGCACACUGCUGCUGCCCAUGUGACAUCCUGUUAAAACAUUUUUUUUAAUGGGUACAUAGGCAGUAAAUUGUGUGGCUGUAGCCCACAUAACACAUUGGAAGCUACAAGUGUGGCCCACCAUGGCAAAUAGGUUGAGAACUCUUGAUUUAGUACUACAUUAUUGUCAAGAUUUUCAAAACCUUGCGAUGACCUUUAAAACAACAGUUUCCUUCCAAAACAGUGGCCUGUUGUUUUUUCCCUCCCAAAGAUUUAAAUAUGCAGAAACUGUAUUUGACUUCAGUGAAUAGCUGUUAAAUAGUCAACUUUUGGUAAAAUCUGGCCUUUUACUUUGGAAUAUCAUUUUAGAAUACCGAUACCAAAUAGGUCAUUCCAUUCUUGUUGAUAGAAAUAAAGAGUUUUGGUAAAUUCUCUUUGCACUGUGGUUAUCUAAAAAUAACUUGUUGAGAUUUUUUUUUUUCUUGGUGAGGGGGGGGGGAGCCCAACAUUUUGCACCUCUUGCAAACACAGUGCUAUAGAGAAGUAAGUGCUUAUUUUUUUUCUCUUGGUUUCAGACCUACUAAACUACUCUUCAUGAAUUCUAAUAAUGCCUAUUGGGUAGUUGUAGAUAAUGAAUUUAAACUUUCAACCAGUUUGUGUUUUUGUGAAAGUGACAUUUUUCAUAACCGUUUCAUGAAUUUAAAACAUCAAUUGUAGAUAACAAACUGCCAAAUAUUUUAGUAAAAUGUAAAGGAAUAUAGUAUGCAGCACUAUGUCUGGUACUGCCUGUGUGAAAGAUACUAGAUAUAUCUCUGUAACUGUGUGAGAGAAAAGGUUUUUCAAGCUUAUAGGCUAUAGUGUCUUUUUUUUAAUUGACUAGAUCUGUCUGUGAUAAGCUUUUCAGCUCAUUCCUAAAUAUUUGUCCUAGCACUAAGUAGGUAUACUACUUUUGAUCUGGAUUGUUAUGUAGGGUACAUAUCCUUUCAUACUGAUUUUAGAGAGUGAAGUGGAUAUUAAGUAUUCUCAGUUUUUUGUAUACAAACUUCCUACAUUUGGGACAUCUUUUAAGGUUGUAAUCUUAUUGUUAGAACUAAGAGAUUUUCAUCUGUGCCUUUUCAAUAAACUUUAUGCCUGAUUGUAACUUAAUUUUUAAAUGAAAUUUCUGGUGCCUAAAUUACUGUUUGGACAGGUGCUUUUAGAGAUGAAGGUAGUCUUCAAAACACAACACUGUGAUCUGUUUUCUUUAUUUUCACAUAUUGCUUGUUUGUACUUCUUCAUGUCAAUUUUUUGGAUGUGACUUAGGGAAUUUUUCUUAGUGUUAUAUAUUUUAAAGUGCUUUAGUUUUGUUUGAACUUCUAUUUACAAUUAGUGAGUACUGUUACUGUACAUCGCCCACUUUCCUAUUUUAUUAGAAUGGUGGAGGAUGAAGACUCUUUUGUGCUGAAUGCUACUUUCUAGUCAUUUUCCAGACACGACUACACAAGUUAAUUAAUAAGGUGUUUUUAAACACUUUUCAAAGUUUGGAGAUGAAGAUAACUAUCUUUCUCACCUGACUAUAAGUGCUAAAGAGGUGCUGUUAAGGUUAAAUGAUAUAUACUCAUAUGUUACCUACCCCAAAAGUAAGGUGUUUAUGAAUUUAAAAAAUAUGCUGUUAUCUCAGUUGUGAGGAUAAAUUAGCUGUGCAAAACUAGAGCUGACCCAUGGAUUUAAAACCAGCUGUAGGGCUGGACAACCAGUUUACAACCUACUGUGCUUGUUUUAUGUAAUUGUUGACAUGUGAGGUAGUUAACAUUGCAUUUUCUAUUACUCUUGCACUCCCAUCAGGUAAUCAUGAAACACUAAAUCUUAUACUAAUGUAGACAAAAGCAGGAUUUGUACAAGUAUGUCUCAGUGUUGCAGGAAUUUUGAAAUAAAAACAUUUUGUGUGCAGUGAAUGGGAAACUGCAAAGCAGCAGGGAACCCCUGGUGCUGGCAUUGUCUAACAGCCAUUUUUUACAACUGUGCAGAGAAGUUUACGUGAUCCAGCAAAUAAUCAUUGCACAUAAACAUGAUUUUAUUUCAAAAUUGCUGCUACUUUCUGAAACUUCCUUGUACAUAUAGUAAACUCAAGUUAAUUUGCUGCAGUACCAAUUUGCUGCUGUUCUAAUACCCAGCUAGCACCAUUCUGCUCCCAGAUUUGUAUUCCCUAUAACUGGCUGCUACUGAAUAAUUUACUGUUGUUUGCAUUCCAUUUGGAGAGACAAGUUAACCAGAGCAUAAUGUAUUUAAUGCUCUGACAGUUAACAGGAAAAGACUGUGUGGACAUAAUGGGAAAACAGCAUUAUGUACCCUCAAGACAUAACUAUCAGGUCUGUCUGUCUGUCAUUGCUUAGGGAAUAAGGAUGUUGUCACUUCCCAUGACUGUCUGAAAUACAGAAUCCUCUUGACUUGGUAGACUUUACCCAAAACUACCUAAUAUUCAGGCCUUAUUAAAUGGUUAAAGCACUGAGAAGACCAUUAUAAAUGGAUUUUGUGUCAGUUUUUUCUUUGGAAUUGAUGCAUUCUACUAUUCAAUUUAUAGAUAGUAAUGAUUGUUAAAGCAAAGACUGGUUUAACAGUAUUUUGCCUAUUAAGAGAUUGGAUAGAGGCCAGCAGAUUGCACAAUGUCAAAAAUAAUAGAUAAGAUUACUAAGGAAAACUCUUAGAAGAAGUAAGGACAACUGGUAUACCAAUUAGAACACGACUUUAUCAGUACUUCAUUCCAUCAGUUGUAAAUGAUUAAAUCCAAAUGAACUGAAGAAACAAUUACUAGUUACCUCCACAGCGAUGUAAUUACUUAUCAGCUAAUAUAUUUGCUUGGUACAAAGAAAGCAUUAGUUUUCAUUAAAUAACAAAUUUUGAGGGCAAGGGAAUUAAAUUAGCCCUGUUCUGAAACAGCUGUUAAGUGUUUGGCUUUUUCCCACUGAAAUUUCAUGCAGGUAAAUUUUUAUGUACGUACUAAAUCUUAAAAAUGUGUUGAAUGCAGCAAGAGAGAAAUUAAUGUAAUUUGUCACUUAUAGUUACUCCAUUAAAUGUGGCAUUUUAUUUAUUCAAUAAGUGCAAAUGGGCAUAUUUAAAAAAAAUGUUAUUAACUUGUAACAUGUCAUAUUAAAUGUUGGCAUUCUUCCUGCCUAGUAACUAUAUGACUAAAUGCUACAGGCAUGUUUAAAAACAUCCAUUUGCGGAAAAUCUCUAGUUAAAGGAAGUAACUUCUGUAUAUAGUAAUUUUCAGAUGAGGAUUUUUGCCUUUGCCACAUAAUCUUUCUUAACUAGAAGUACCUUCCGUCAAGCAUGGUAAGGCCUCAUAAGGCUUUUAGAUCAUGUAACCCCUAUUUAGACAUUGUUUUUAGCUUUCCUGUGGCCUUUGUGUUGGAUCCACAAUGUUGGGGUGCAUUUCAGUUCAACCCAUAGCUUAAAUACCUACUGGAACUAAAGAAGUUAUACACUUCACAAGCACAAAACAUAAUGUUUGAUAUUGGUAUGAAUUUGAGAUUUUGUAUUUAAUUUUUUUAAAGUAUUUAAAGUACAGGCAUUGAAAUUUUGUAGGAGUUCAUUUGUAAAGGAAAAAAACUUUAAUAUACAGUACUGUAGCUUCGUGACAGACUUGUGUACUCUGUUGAAAUAAAAUUGUUAGAGAAAA